Molecule: messenger RNA, 3193 nt
Organism: Salpingoeca rosetta
Lineage: Eukaryota; Choanoflagellata; Craspedida; Salpingoecidae
Exons: 22
Coding region: 149-2623 (824 amino acids)
Cellular component (GO): plasma membrane
Molecular function (GO): mechanosensitive monoatomic ion channel activity
Source: RefSeq, a predicted model, not a curated record
CUGAUUUCAGUUGUCAACCACUUUUUCCGACCGCUCCUCCCUCCUCCUGACGAAAACCCACCCACCCACUCACUGUUGUGCUGCUGCGUCGUCACGCCUUGCCCAGCACAGCAGAGCAGAGCACGAACAACAAAGCACCCCAUCAGCGAUGUCCUCCUCUCACGACGACGAUGACGGCGAGAGCCACGAGAUGGUGGAGUUUGAGGAGAACCCCCUGGCUCGCGAUGCUCCACCGCCGCAAUACCAGCCAACACCUCGCUUCUCCAGCAGCCACGAGCACACGCCAAGGCCUGCAGGCAAUGAUCGCAGCAGCGCUCGGCGAAAGAGCAGCCGGUUUGAUCUGGUUGACAUUGUGAACAUGCUUCCGAGCCAGUCGCCCGCCGCAAAGAACCUGCAACUUGAGGCCACCUUCAACGAGCUUGCCUUUGUCGAGUCAGAUGACCCCGUCGCAGCCACCAUGGGCCGCAUCACUUCGCGCCAAUCAAAGCAGUUUUCGCGGCAGGCCACGCGCCGUCGCACGUCCCUCUGGGGCGGCGAUGAGGAGCUCAACAAGCACAAGCGGCAGCUCGACAACAUCAAGAAGAAGCCGCACCGCAUGAGCAUCAAGAUCCAGGAGGCGCGCGUGGACCGCGAGGGCCUGAAGCGCGUGCAAUCCCAGAUCUCGGGCUGGCAGUGGUUCAUCGCCGAAUACUCUGUUCGUUGGCGGCGGUUUCGCCAGCGAAUUUGGGAUGCGGUGAUGGAUGCGCAAAUCUGGAACACGUCCAUCAAGAUCCUGGAGGGCCGGCAUGGCGCCGCUGUUGGAACAUACUUCCGGUUCCUGCGUCUCAACUUCAUCAUCAACAUCAUCCUCGGCAUCUGCUACGUGUCCUUCGGCAUUGUUCCAUAUGCCAUCCUGCAAGGCUACGACACGGCGGAGAAUGUGCUCAUGCCAUCGAUUGCAAACGAUUCGUAUACUGCUGAGGAAGUCAUCCUCGGCCUCUUCUCCGGCGGCGGCGUGCUGAACAACUCUGCGUACUUCCUUGGGUCCAUGACAUUUUCGCAAGACAUUUACACGGCGAGCGAGAGCUAUGAUUUCACGCUCGCGUAUCUGAUGGUCACGGGCGCAAUGCUCAUCCUCCUCUUCCUCUACAUCACAAAGGAGGUUGCCACCAACAUCUACGGCGCUGCUUCGUACCUUGACGAGGGCCAGCACCCAAUCUCCGAGAUUGUGUUCUCGUCGUAUGACCACACUGUCCUUGAGCCCGAUGCUGUUGUCACGAAGCAGCGCGCCAUCGCCCGCGAGCUGCUCGAACACGUCUUUGAACAGCAGAGCAUGGAGGAGUACGCAAAGAAAGACCAACAGAAGCUGCUGCUCAAGAGAAUCGGCGUCACCUGCAUGGUGCUUGUGAUCCUGGUGCUAUCGUUCUGGGCGAUUACUGUGGCCGUCACUCGCUUCGCCACGUCCACAAACGCCCUUGAGCAGCUGAUUCCGUCGAUUGUGCUGUCGCUGCUGAACCAGGCCGUGCCGAUUUCGUUUGAGAUUUUGUCGCGCUUUGAGGAGUGGCCCACGCCGCUCAAGACCAUCAAGUGGACCGUCGUCAGGUCGAUUGUUCUUCGCAUUGGUUCCCUGUACGCCUUCUUCUACACCUACUUCCUCCAGCGCCGCGAACGCAUGUGCUGGGAGUCGUAUGUUGGCCAACAGAUGUACAGCGUCCUCGUGAUUUCGUUUGUUGUUGAGAUUGUCACCUCCAUCGCCAUUGACCCUGUGCGCAAGGCGUUGUACGAGAAGACGUCGUGGUUCAAGCGGUAUCUGCCAACUGCGCGCUUCCAGACGAUCAAGUGCACGCUGGAGAUGCUGUGGACACAGGCCAUGGUCUGGUUUGGCAUGUUCUUCUGCCCGCUCCUGCCCCUCCUCGGCGCUCUCAAGCACUUUGUUCUCUUCUACCUCAAAAAGUGGAGCACCAUGACCUUCUGUGCGCCACCGGUGCGUCUGUUCCGCGCGACGUACAGCCUGGGCUCGGUCAUGUCGUUCAUGAUGCUCAUCACCAUCGUCUGCAUGACCAUCCCGCUCGGAUACACCAUCACCCGCAUUGCGCCGUCUGGGCUGUAUCAAGAUGAGGUCGACGUUGCGCGCUGGAUCGACCCCACCGCCCUCGGCAACACCUCCUGCACCGGCGCCGAUGAGCUCGUGUCCUGCAGCGACUGCCUCGUCACAAACUUCACAGCAAGCACAGACCCCAUCUGCUACAAGGUUGACAACACGCCGUUUGAGGAAGGUGUGCAGACAACCGCCUCCGUCCUCUGCAGCAACUGCCCCUCCGGCUGCGGGCCUUACAGGAACUACGACACGGUGUAUGAGGUGCUGCUGAUCGAGUACGACUCAUGGCCGUACGGCGUCCGCGUCGUCCUGCAGUACAUCGGCACCGUCGCCUUUGGUGCUCUUCUCUUCCUCGGCCUCCUCACGUGGAUUCUGAUCAACCGCGCCGUCAUUCGCGCACAGAAGAAACUCAUCAACAAACUCCAAGUCGAGCGUGAUCUCGAGCGCAUGGACAAGAUCUGGAUCCUCAACAAAUGGUCCAUCACCCUCGACGACAACGCCGACGACGAGGACCGCCCGUCCGCGUGGCGCGGACAGCAGUCGUAAUGCCAUGCUGCUGUUGAUGCUGUAUUUGUGUGUGUGUGUGUGUGUGUGUUUGCUUGCUUGUGUGUUUGGUUGUUUGUUUUUGUGUGUGUGCGUGUGUGUGUUUGUUUGGUAGUGUCGUGCUUGUUGCACGUGUGGUUGUGGUUGUUUUGUGUCUACACGCAGUUCCGUGUUUGUUCUGUUUCAGCUAUGCGCGGCGCUGCUUUAUGUCGACCGCUUGCUGCGGCUCAAAUUGUCGCUUCGCCGUGUAUCCCCGGUUUCAUCACAACUUCUUCCGACCGUUCCAUGUAUUGUAUGCACCCCAUGUCUCCCUGUUGCUCCUCGGGACCUUUGUUCCUGUUCCUCCUUUUGUGUCUAUUUUGUCGCCGUGCCCACACACGUGCACACCCAAUGUGUAUUGAGAUUGUUGACUGACAUGACUGUUAGUACGUGCACUCAAGUCUGUGGCGUUGCUGCUCGCUUGCGGUUUUCGUGGUUUUGUUGUGAUGCGUGCACGUGUGUGUGAUCGCUGAUCGUGAACGUGUAGAAUGGAGGGGGAUGACACGCUGACAACAAGUAGAAAGUGCCAGUCUG